Molecule: messenger RNA, 3222 nt
Organism: Punctularia strigosozonata HHB-11173 SS5
Lineage: Eukaryota; Fungi; Basidiomycota; Agaricomycetes; Corticiales; Punctulariaceae
Product: 26S proteasome regulatory complex non-ATPase subcomplex Rpn2/Psmd1 subunit
Exons: 11
Coding region: 30-3098 (1022 amino acids)
Biological process (GO): proteasome-mediated ubiquitin-dependent protein catabolic process; regulation of protein catabolic process
Cellular component (GO): proteasome storage granule; proteasome regulatory particle, base subcomplex; nucleus
Molecular function (GO): enzyme regulator activity
Source: RefSeq, a predicted model, not a curated record
CCGCUCUUAGCCACUCCUUCAACUUCACGAUGGUUCCUCGUCCCCAGUCUUCCGCGGCUGGCGUGCUCGCAUUACUAUCGGAACCUGAAUCUGUAAUAAGAGAACAUGCUCUCAAGACGCUCAAUACGCUCGUCACUCAGUUCUGGGCCGAGAUUUCUGAAGAGAUGCUGCUCAUAGAAUCACUCUACGAGGACGAUACUCUGCCCAAGUCCGCAAGGGACGCUGCCGCGUUGCUGGCGAGCAAGGUUUAUUACUGCCUGGGCGAAUACGACGAAGCGCUUUCCUUUGCGCUAGGCUCAGGUAGCGCGUUCCAUGAAGAGUACAAGAACGCAGAGUCCUGGGAAUACGUGGAAACUGUCAUCUCCAAAGCCAUUGACAGGUAUAUCCAAAACCGGUCCGACGAUCAUUCAGCGAAGGAGGCGAAGAUCGAUCCCCGCUUGAACGAUAUCAUCGAAGGCAUUUUCAGACGCUGUAUUGAAGCAGGAGAAUUCCGUCAGGCUAUAGGGAUUGCGCUAGAGUCUCAUCGACUAGACAUUGUUUCGGACAUAUACAAACACACCAAGGAUACCAGCCUCUUGUCAUAUGCGAUGGAGGCCGUGGUCGAUAGCAACUUCUCUCUUUCGUAUCGAGACGAAGUGCUACAUUUCCUCCUUCCCCUUUUCCCGCCACCUACCGCGGACACCAAAUCACCUCACGUCCACGCGCUUACCCGACUUCUUGUCACUUUGAGUGACCCCUCGUUGACGCUCCCCCUACUCACAUCCCUCGUUCCGAAACACAAGCUCCUGGCGUUACAAUUUGCGUUCGACUUGGUUGAAGGUGGUGCGCAAGAUUUUCUAGAAACUCUUCGAAACGACUUGCCACAGGGGGAAGAUGAAUCGAAGGAAAUUUAUGAUAACCUUCGGCAAAUCUUUACCGGCCAGGAGUCGGUGAAGCUGUAUCUUGAGUUCCUGAAACGUAACAACAAGGUCGACAUGUUGAUACUAAAGAAUACUAAGGACGCGCUCGAACCUCGCUCAUCGAUAUAUCACACCGCACUCACGCUCCAAAAUGCGUUCAUGCACUCCGGGACAACAUCGGAUAUCUUCCUUCGCGAGAACCUGGAAUGGUUGGGCCUCGCCUCCAACUGGUCGAAGUUCUCGGCCACUGCUGCGCUAGGCGUCAUUCACAAGGGUUGGUUCGAACAAGGCAUGACAAUACUUGGGCCGUACUUGCCGUCAGCCCAAGGUGGGGAAAGUAAUAUCCCUGGUGCAGCGUACUCGGAGGGUGGCGCGCUAUACGCUCUUGGAUUGAUCAAUGCAGGAUGCGGGAGUGGAGGCUCCGUUGAAGGAUACCUCCGGGACACACUCAAGGCUGCACAAGGUGAAGUUGUGCAACACGGUGCUGCUCUCGGAUUGGGUAUCGCGGUCAUGGGCGGCAAAAAUGCCGAGGCUUACGACGACCUCAAGCAAACACUCUUCAACGACUCUGCCGUCGCUGGUGAAGCUGCGGGCUACGCAAUGGGCCUCAUCAUGCUCGGCACCGCGGAUACAACAUGUGCUGACGAAAUGUUGGCCUAUGCUCGUGAGACCCAACACGAGAAGAUUAUUCGUGGUCUUGCAGUUGGUUUAUCUUUCAUCUACUACGGCCGACAGGAGGAAGCAGACAGUAUCGUGAAAUCGUUACUCACAGAGAAGGACCCAAUUCUUCGCUACGGUGGUGUCUAUACCCUUGCAUUAGCGUACGCGGGAACAUCAAACAACUCCGCCGUUCGCCAGCUUCUUCAUAUCGCCGUCUCUGAUACGUCGGAUGACGUCAGAAGGGCUGCGGUGACGGCGCUUGCAUUCCUGCUCUUCAAGAACCCUGGGCAGGUACCUAGAAUCGUGCAGUUGCUGAGUGAGAGUUACAAUCCCCAUGUUCGCUGCGGUGCGACACUCGCGUUAGGGAUCGCGUGCGCUGGCACGGGAUUACAGGAUGCCGUCGAGAUCUUGGAACCACUGACAAAAGACGGUGUCGACUUCGUUCGACAAGGUGCUCUGAUCGCGUUGGGCAUGGUUCUCGUGGAACAGUCAGAGGCUUCAUCACCAUCUAUGGCGGCCACUCGCGCUCUUUAUAGCAAGAUCGUCUCGGACAAGCAUGAAGAUCCCAUGGCCAGGUUCGGAGCCGCAAUUGGUCAGGGUUUCAUAGAUGCUGGCGGCCGCAAUGUCACCAUCAGCCUUCAGAGUCGAGCAGGUAGCAAGAAUACCAGUGCCAUUGUUGGAAUGGUGUUAUUCUGCCAAUUCUGGUACUGGUAUCCGUUGGCACACUGUGCAUGCCUGGCCUUCGAGCCGACUGGCAUCAUCGGUCUGACUGCUGAAUUGAAAGCUCCUCGAUCUUUCAAUUUCGUUUCAAACGCGCGGCCCAGUCUGUUCGCAUACCCGCCGCCGAUGAAAUCCGCGAAGAAGGAGGCGCCGACUAAGGUUGCGACAGCCGUUCUCUCGACAACGGCAAAGGUUAAGGCACGAGAAAAGAAGAAGGCAGAUGCUGAGAAUGAGACCAUCGACUCGACUGAGGCCAAGAAAGACGGCGAUGUUGAAAUGGUUACCGAGGAGCGUUCGGGUGAACAUGACGAGUCACCUACAAACGUACCCAAUGGCUCGGCGGUACCAAAGAGAUCAUCGCAGGGAUUCGAAGGAACUGUGAAGCCUGACCGCAAGAGGGAGCCGUCAUCUGAGGAGUUGCCCAAUUUCUCUCGUGUCACACCCGCGCAGCUCGCUUAUAUAACCUUCAAUCCCGCUGCACGGUUCCAACCUGUACGUCCAGUCUCGACGAAGACCAUUGGUGGUGGACGCGUCAAGAAUCCUAUGGCAUCAAGGACACCGGAUGCUACGCUCAAUUUGGCCGCCGAGAAGUAUGCCGGCGGUGGUGGUAUCCUCAUUCUCGAGGAUACGCGUCCAGACGAUGCGGUCGAAUAUUUGAUCUUCGAAACGCAUACCCCGAUACAAGCUGCUGCUGUGGAAGCAAACCCACCAGAGAGGUCAAAUGAGGAUUGGCGGAGGACUGCCAUUGCAUUAGACGAAAGCGCACCUGAAGCCGACCCUCCACAACCGUUCGAGUACCCGUUUGAUUCCGAACCUUAAGAGAUGUUGAACAUAUUUAAUGUAGCAUAGUGAGGUUUAAUGACGACCUGUGUAUUAGUCACGCGACGAACCUCCCGCGUCCGCACCGUUCGUACCGCUCUUCCUUCAACUAUGCUCGCGAUGA